CGUUGCGGUCUUUCAGUAGCUCUCUUCGCUGCUGGUUUAGUUAUGGAUCAGUAACGCUCUCUCUCUCUCUCUCUCUCUCUCUCUCUCUCUCUCUCUCUCUCUCGGUCUCUCUCUCUCUCUCUCUCUCUCUCAGAACUCAAACCGCACUCAGCCCAAUGAGCUGCUGGGAAUACAGCCUAAUACAAACACCUCUUUACUUCCUCACUGGAUGAAAUUAAGCAGAAUUCAGCAACAUGGAUCUUUCAUUUAUGGCUGCACAGAUCCCGGUUAUGACAGGAGCUUUCAUGGACUCCUCACCCAAUGACGACUACAGCAUCGAGCAUUCCCUCUUCAACUCGUCUGCCAGCGUGAACGCGGCCCCCACAGCCUCAGUGCAGACGCAGCACGAUGAGCAGCAGCACAUGUCCAGCGAUGCUAUCUGGCUGUGGAUCGCCAUCGUUGCCACCAUUGGGAACAUUGUGGUGGUGGGAGUGGUUUACGCAUUCACUUUCUGAUCUCUCUGUUCAAAGAGACUUCACUGCAGCUGAACUCUCGAGGCUGAGGAUGAGGGCAGUGUUAAAUUAUACAUACCGUAUACCGGCAGAGAUAUUGUUUUCAGGUCUCAACUAAACCAGUCUCUGCCAUCAAAACUUUCCUUCCAACAAUCUGGAAGCCUCCAACCUCAAUGCAUUAGUGAGCAGUGUCCUUGUGUUUAGAGGAUGUUCAAAGGAAUUAAAUGGGCUUUAAGGAUUGGACCUACUUAAAUGUUCCCUGGAGAUAUGAGAAGCAAUUAAGAGAAGUGCUGCUCAAUUAUUUGGAUGAAGGGACCGCAAAUCUUUAAACAUUAAAGGGAAUCAGGUCACUGCUGUAGCAUUAUUUUAAGCUUUUACACAACAAGAACGAGCGUACUUAUUUUGCUGGCAAAGGGUUUUUGCUUGAUAUAUGAAGAAGAUUUCUAUUUAAAUUAACGGUUCAUUAUCUAUUAUGAUUAAAGAAUGAUCUUUCAUAGCUACACCUCACAUUUAUUCCACAGCAAUCUCAACGUUCAUGUCAUAAAGACAACAAAGGAGAAUUUCUGAUCAAACGCUGCAUAUCUAAACAUUAAUGACUUGUGAAAAAGCACUGCCAAAACACAAUGGAUUGCAGAAGCAAAGCGUUAUGUUGUGCCAGGCACCUUCUUCCACCAAGCUCUCCGUAUUCCAGAGCUGAAUCUCAUUUCUAUCUGUGUUGUUCUCCAAGAAAUCUUAAUGUCAGAGGCAUUCAGUAAUCGGCUGAAGUCCACUUGUUACCAUGGAGAUUAAUCCUCCCUAAUUACGGACAUUAAAUGACUCUUCCCCAGCUACAGGGAAGAAAGCUCCUGAAGGAGAGAUCCUGGCUCUUGGAUGUCUUAUUUUGUCUGCCAGCUGUUUUCCUUCUAUCAGAAGAGGUGGGGCUAAACCCUGAAGAAGCCAUAAGCACACAUCAUGUUCUCUCACAGAUGUACUUUAGACUGGGUUGCCAUGGAGAAGGCUAGAAGGGGCACAAAGAGAGUCCUAGUAAUGCCACUGCACAGCUCCAGUCCUGUAGUGGGCUCUCAUAGAGAACUCCUCAGAGAUCAGAGUCAGAUCGAUGACCAUGUCUCACAAUAGCAAUGUGUAUAAAUAUAUGACAGUUUAUUUCAUAUAGAUGUUAUUCCAUCACGCCAAUAUAUGUUAUUGUAAUAUACCAUACAUGAAACAUAUACUCAUAAUGUACUUAUUUUUUCAGGUAAUGGGAUGGACUAUUUUUACUGUCUGAUUUGAAGUUCUUGGAAUCACCCUCUACUCAUCCCAUUUGAAUCUGCCUGCUUAUCCAUUUCCAUGUAAAAACCAUGAAUAUUGUUUACACACAACUUGUGAAGUUAUUAACAAAUUUUAAUGUCAUCAUUACAGAACAAGAAGUGAAAAAAAAUAUCACAAAUUAAAAUGGAUGAGUUUAGAUGCUGAGGUUUGUGAAAAGCCAUACAGCAAACUAUUCUUUUGUUACAACAUAUUCUUUUGAUUAAACAUUUGUUCCACAAUAUUA
This is a messenger RNA of Colossoma macropomum (tambaqui), 2022 nucleotides long. RefSeq lists its product as uncharacterized. The record is from RefSeq and is a predicted model, not a curated record. The transcript is spliced from 2 exons. NCBI's taxonomy places the organism in Eukaryota, Metazoa, Chordata, Actinopteri, Characiformes, Serrasalmidae. Bases 234 to 494 code for a protein of 86 amino acids.